Molecule: messenger RNA, 2559 nt
Organism: Ostertagia ostertagi
Lineage: Eukaryota; Metazoa; Nematoda; Chromadorea; Rhabditida; Trichostrongylidae
Source: the annotation of a GenBank genome assembly
AUGGCGCCGAUUUCCGCCGCCCACCAAACAGUGCGAGUCCAAUCAGGCAGGCUUCUCCGAUGUACGCCGAAAGCAGCUGAGCCAUUUCGAAGUCCCAUUGUAGAGGACGCUGAUGAAAAUGGAGGCAAAAGUGAAGCUGUUGCGGAGUCCACUAAUCCAUCACGGCCCACACCUGUUCGGAAACAUCGCUCACAAAAGAGGAGAUCUAGUUUGGCAAUAACACCUUUGAGAAAGGAAGCAGGUGCCACAUUGCCGCGGCGUUCCGCUGCUAUAUCGAUGCGUGACCUAGCACCACCGCUAUUAAAUAUGGAACCUUCUGAGGAUUUCGAUCUUUGUGGUCUUCCCAAGUCUGCUAAGGAGGUAUUUGUUGAGAAGAGGAACAUCAAGCAGUUAUAUGACUGGCAGAAAGAGUGUCUUUCGGACCAUCGACUCCUGCGAGGUUCCAACUGUAUCGUGUCGUUACCUACGGGAGCUGGGAAGACACUCAUUGCAGAAGUUUUAAUGUUACGAGAAGCUAUCGUCAACAAGAGGAGUUCAAUCCUAGUUCUACCGUAUGUUGCGAUUGUGCAGGAAAAGAUUUCUUCACUGUCUAUGUUUGAGGAAACGUUCGGUAUCCGCAUAGAGGAGUACGCGGCCAAUAAGGGUAGAAUCCCACCUAUAAAACGCAGGAAAGAGGUGUCCAUCUACGUGGCAACCAUAGAAAAGGGGAUUCUGUACCAUCGAAUGUUUCAGGCAAAUAGUCUCAUAAACUCUCUGAUAGAAACUGGAGGUUUGGAUCGCGUCGGUCUCGUUGUGAUUGAUGAGCUCCACAUGAUCGGAGAUGGCAGCCGUGGUACCAUAAUUGAACAGCUGCUGUGUAAAUAUUUAACAAAAGGUUUCGGCCAAAUUAUCGGAAUGUCAGCCACACUGUCUAACAUUGGCGAAUUGGCUGGCUUUCUUCGUGCGUAUGUCUAUUCCACCUCGUUCCGUCCGGUUGAGCUCCACGAGUAUGUUCGGAUUGAACAAACGAUGUGGAAAGUAAAGCCUGACGGUGACCUCGAGCACAACGCGGAUUUACCGCCCAAUCGGCUGGCAAAAGCUGAUCCGGAUGGACUGUGUCAGCUGUUGAUUGGAGUCAUUCCGCAGCGUUCGGUUCUCAUUUUUUGUCCGACAAAGAAAAACUGUGAGAGCGUAGCAACCAUGAUAUCGCGAUGUGUUCCUGAGGAUGUGCGUAAGAAAAGACUAGAAGAGAAGAAAAAAGUACUCGAAGCGAUGAAAGAGGACUGCGAAGGGCAGGUGUCAUCAGUGCUGGAAAACACUAUAAUGUCCGGAGUAGCUUAUCAUCACUCGGGACUUACACACGAAGAAAGAAAACACAUUGAAGCGGCUUACAGUGUAAGAGUUAAAUUGCUAUUUCUAGCUUUGAAAUUUUGGAAUUUCUAUUUUUUCGGAGUUGGGAAGCCUGCGAAGUCCCAGGAACUUUGUGCCUUCACUAGACCCAAGAUAGUGGAUCGCUGUCAUUCUUCCCCUAUCAAGUACACGCACAUGUUAGUUUUUCGUAGUAUCAAAGUUUUCGAAUGGUUUUUCUUCAUUCCGGAUGGUAUCAUCUGUGUUUGGGCGCUACUUCAACACUUCGCCGCUGGAGAUGAUACUGCCGCAAGAAGAGUGAUCAUUAGCGUGCAGAAUAACUUUCGCUCAAUGCUGGCCUCUCCAAUGAUGUCUUGCGCGAGCGGUUUGGCACGUUUAGAGUACCUUUCAGCGUUCAUUGUGGACUUAGUCACUUUAAAGGUAGAGAAGUCGGAUUGCACACAAAUCGCGAACUCGCUGGACUCACUCUGUGAGGCACUGACGCAUUCCUUACUGCAUGCUCAAAUUGGAUUUGCUGCGGUCAGAAAUGCUGCCACAGAAGCUAUUAAUAAACUCAAGGAAGAUGGCUUGGUGGUGGAGGACAACGAGGUAUUCAUCGCGUUGUAUUCAGAAGAAAGGGCAGCUAUGCCUUCGAUCAACACUGUGAAAAUUACUGUUUGCAGCGCUAUUCAACUUCCACGGUCCCUAUUAGGAGCUGCAACAUUUGCUGCGAAUCUUUCGCCACUAGAGGCUCAGCGCCUUUCAGUCGAUCUCACAUCAAGCCUUAAUGGUGGAUUGUAUGUGGCUCUAUCCGAUGGUGAGAAAAAACUGCUUUCAUCGUACGGUAUUCCUGAAAGCGUCAUUUUGCAAUAUAUUGUGAAGAAAAAGCGACUGGAGGCCGGAGAGCCUGCAAUGCGUCUUUAUAUUGGUUUGUUCCUGCAAGAGAUUUGGAAACAGCAGCCCCAUGCCACGGUUGCUGAGAGAUUUGGAGUUGACCGGGGCUGGCUACAGAAUACGCUACAGAAUGCAGUUGCACAGGCAGCAGCUAUUGCCAAGUUUUCGGAAAAGAUUCCAUCUUUAUGGCCACUUCGCCUUCUUCUACCGGAAUUGGUACAGCGGCUGUCAGAUUGUGUAGUGGUUGAGCUGACCCCACUGAUGGCAAUUGACUGUGUAAAAAGGGGACGGGCACGACAACUCUACGCCGCAGGAUAUAAGAAUGUAGCCAAAGUGGGA